Paramecium pentaurelia is the source of this 1569-nucleotide messenger RNA. Lineage: Eukaryota; Ciliophora; Oligohymenophorea; Peniculida; Parameciidae. The record is from the annotation of a GenBank genome assembly.
AUGAAAUAAUAAUUUUGUAAAGUCAAAGAUCAUGAAUAAGAAGAACAAAUAUACAUUUGUAAUCAGUUAUAAUGCAUUGACCUAAAAGAUAACAAACUCUUAUGUUAAAAAUGUUUAUGUAAUCAUAAUGGUUUGAAUUAUAACAAACUAAAAGAAAAGGCUGUAAAUUCAUUUAAUGAAUAUAAUCAAAUUUUGAAAUCUGAAAUAGAAGACAGUGAAAAAUUGAAGAAGAAUUUUGAUGACUAAAUUACAAAAAUGAAAGAAUAGAUCUCUAAAUUUUUAGAUACUUUGAACAAAAAGACUUUUUCAUUUGUAGAUAAUUAAAGUUUGAAAUUAAUAACCAAUUAAAAUAAAGCAUAAUAAUUAAUGCAAUACACUAAUCCUUCGCUUGAUACACUAAUAUUUUUUGCUUUGUUUUCAAAUUAAAAAUUAUAGAAUAAAUUGAAUUAGACAAAAUAAUAAAUGAAUAGAAUCAUUAAUGAUUUAAGUGAUGAUUUAAAUUUGAAAAUAAGAGAAUAUCUAGAGUAACCCAAUAUUAAUGAAUAUAAAAUUAUCGAACAUGAAGUACAUUCAUUUUAAAUUGAAUCAAUUUUUAAGCAAAAACUUCCUUACGGCUAUUGUAAUGAGCAUUUCUCUUAAAAAUCUUCAAUAUGUAUUCAUAAAGAAUGUCUAUAAGAAAAUAUAACCUACCAUUGUUUAAGAUGCUGUAAAACUACUCAUAUUUAACAUUUUCAAAAUGAUUAUAUAGAGGAAUAUGAAAAAUUAAAAUAAAUAUAAAAAAUAAAAUUAACAUUUUAAGAGAAUGAAAAAAUAAAAGUUAAAGAAAAUGCUCAAAAAUUAAUAGAUGAUUUAAUAAGAAAGUUAAAAAUUGAGUAAAAAGAACAAUAUAUGAAAUAUAUAAUUACAAUAGAAAAUAUAAAACAUUUAGAAUAAUAAUUUUAUAUUAAUUUAUCUAUUUAAGAUAAUAAAUAUAUAUUUGGUGAUUUGCUUAUAUCAUUAAUUACAAUUAAAGAUGAAGAAAUUUAAUCAUAAAUUAAUCAUGAAUAUCAAAACCUUGAAGAAAAACUGAAGUAUUGUAAAAUUUAGGAAGAGCAAAAAUUCCAAGAUAAAUGCAAUCUCAUUUAAUCUUAUUCAGAUAUUAUAUAUAAACUCUAAAAAGAUAAAUAAGAACUUCAAUAACUGGUAUAUUAAAAAGACUAACUUAUAAAAAAUAAUUCUUUGGAUUGUUUACUUAGCUAAAUUAAGCUGAUAAAUAUAAAUAUAGGAGAAUUGAAAAAUAUAGAUUAUAAAGUCAAUACAAAUUUUACACAAAAAAUCGAUUAGAUAUAAUAACAAUAAUAAGAAAAUUACAAAAUUUUACAAUAUGCAAAAAUGGGAGAAACUGUAUAAAAAAUUGAUAAAUUAAAAGAUGAUUUUCAUCAAAAAAUUCAGUAGUUGGAAUAAAGAUAGGAAGAAUAUUAGCAAAUGGGUUAAUAAAUAAUUGGUAUGCUGAAGAAUAUACUAGAAAUAUGCACGGCCAAUAGAAACAGAAAUAAUGGCUGGAACGGCGAUUAAUGUUAAAUUUCUUGA